UGAGAUGCCUGAGCCGGCGAAAUCUGCUCCCGCGCCCAAGAAGGGCUCCAAGAAAGCGGUGACCAAGACCCAGAAGAAGGGGGAUAAGAAGCGCCGCAAGACCCGCAAGGAGAGUUACUCCAUUUACGUCUACAAGGUGCUGAAGCAGGUUCACCCCGACACCGGCAUCUCUUCCAAGGCCAUGGGCAUCAUGAACUCCUUCGUCAAUGACAUCUUCGAGCGCAUCGCUGGGGAGGCGUCUCGCCUGGCGCAUUACAACAAGCGCUCCACCAUCACCUCCCGGGAGAUCCAGACCGCCGUGCGCCUGCUGCUGCCCGGGGAGCUGGCCAAACACGCCGUGUCCGAGGGCACCAAGGCCGUGACCAAGUACACCAGCUCCAAGUAAUCUCUCUGGUCCCCAAGAGAUGUCAAUUUAAAAACCCCAAAGGCUCUUUUAAGAGUCACUCACUGUCUCCAUGAGAGAGCUGCAGGCACUACAUGAGUUACUUCUCCUCCUAAGGCAGCUCCCAGCAAAUGGGGCUUUUUGGUUACUUAAUGGCGCAUUUAUUUCUUUAACUCGCUACUUGUUUGGGGGCUGGCUGGGCAGGUGUUGUUCUUAGUUCUUUAAAUUGCCCAUUUAUUUCUAUUCAGUAGCCUGGUGCUUUGCUGUAAGUGGCUUUGUCAGGGAAGCGUGGGGUUUUUUUGCCUUGCUGAUUGGCGGGGGGGGGUGGCUGGCCUUGGUUUGCCCCUGCUGUGAAAAAGUGGGGUUUUAUUAAAAUCUUGUAGACUUGGGGAGCUUCUACUGUUCCAGUCACCGUCAAUGGCUUCUGUAGGAUUUAAUGAUCAGAUAGCUUGUGUUUUUACA
This is a messenger RNA of Malaclemys terrapin pileata, 844 nucleotides long. RefSeq names its product histone H2B 8. Gene Ontology annotation, molecular function: protein heterodimerization activity; DNA binding; structural constituent of chromatin. NCBI's taxonomy places the organism in Eukaryota, Metazoa, Chordata, Testudines, Emydidae. The coding region runs from base 5 to 385 and encodes 126 amino acids. The transcript has a single exon. The record is from RefSeq and is a predicted model, not a curated record. Gene Ontology annotation, cellular component: nucleosome.